This is a messenger RNA of Aspergillus terreus NIH2624, 1410 nucleotides long. Its product is annotated as NuA4 histone acetyltransferase complex catalytic subunit ESA1. Lineage: Eukaryota; Fungi; Ascomycota; Eurotiomycetes; Eurotiales; Aspergillaceae. Bases 1 to 1410 code for a protein of 469 amino acids. Gene Ontology annotation, biological process: regulation of DNA-templated transcription. The record is from RefSeq and is a predicted model, not a curated record. Gene Ontology annotation, molecular function: histone acetyltransferase activity. The transcript is spliced from 5 exons.
AUGGUGCAAAAGGAUGGCGAGUUGAGAAAAGCAGAAAUCCUGUCGAUUCGGCAACGCAAGGACGGUCCUUCUUUUUAUGUUCAUUACGUUGAUUUCAAUAAGCGUCUUGAUGAAUGGGUCGAUUCCGAGCGACUUGACCUGUCGCAGGAGGUCGAGUGGCCGCAACCCGAGAAACCAGAGAAAAAGAAGACCGGCCCGGGGAACAAGGCGCCGAGUAAGAACAAGCGCGCCAGGGCCGGAAGCCGUGAGGUAUCCGGCACGCCUGAUCUCCUGACAGGCAAGAAUGCCAACGUGGGCAAGGCCCAGCGUCCAUCUAAAGCGGGUGGAAAGGAAAACCGCGGCGACGAGACCCCAGUCAACAUGUCGAUCUUGAGCUCCGAAGCCCUCUCGGCAGACGCAACUCCAAAGCCAGAGUCGGAGGAUGUGGACAUGCUUGAUGUCACCUUCAAGGACGACAAUGAGCAGGGCAAAAUGACCCGCGAAGAGGAAAUCGAAAGGCUGCGGACGAGCGGCAGUAUGACCCAGAACCCAACGGAAAUUCACCGCGUCCGUAACUUGAACCGCCUGCAGAUGGGCAAGUACGAUAUCGAGCCGUGGUACUUCUCGCCGUAUCCGGCGUCGUUCUCCGACGUAGACAUGAUCUACAUUGAUGAAUUCUGCCUCAGUUAUUUCGACGACCAGCGUGCUUUCGAGCGCCAUCGCGCGAAAUGCACGCUGGUCCAUCCACCCGGCAACGAGAUCUACCGCGACGAUUACAUAUCCUUCUUCGAAGUGGACGGCCGUCGCCAGCGGACGUGGUGCAGGAACCUAUGUCUGCUGAGUAAACUCUUCCUCGAUCACAAGACUCUCUACUACGACGUCGACCCGUUCCUCUUCUACUGCAUGUGCACCCGGGACGAAACAGGCUGCCAUCUCGUCGGCUACUUCUCCAAGGAAAAAGACUCGGCCGAAGGGUACAAUCUCGCUUGUAUCUUGACCUUACCGCAAUACCAACGCCGCGGGUUCGGCCGACUCCUCAUCUCCUUCAGUUACGAGCUGAGCAAGCGGGAGGGUAAACUCGGCUCGCCCGAAAAGCCGCUCAGUGAUCUCGGCUUGCUUGGUUACCGGCAAUACUGGCGCGAGACCCUGGUAGAGCUCCUAGUGGAGCCGGGCCGCGAGUCCAUCAGCGAGAACGAGCUAGCUGUCCUAACCUCCAUGACGGAGAAGGAUGUCCACGAGACAUUAGUUGUUUGUAACAUGCUCAGAUACCACAAGGGAAACUGGGUCAUUGUGCUCACUGACCAGGCGAUUGAGCAACACAAGAAACGCCUGGAAAAGGAGAGAAUCAAAGGCUCGCGCAAGAUCGACCCGGCUCGACUGCAGUGGAAGCCGCCUGUUUUUACUGCAUCCAGCCGUACUUGGAACUGGUAA